AUGGCUCCCCUUUCCCCAAGUUUCAAGGUUGCCGCGGUCCAGGCUGCACCAGUCGCCUUCGAUCUGGAUGCUUCAAUUCGCAAGCUCGAAGGGCUUACAAAAAGAGCCUCCAAAGAAGGCGCUGACCUCGUUGUCUUUCCAGAAGGGUUUCUGAGCGCGUACCCUUGGCGGUACGCUUUCGAUGCUACCAUUGGCGCAAGAGAGCCCCGGGGUCGGGAAUGGUAUUCGAGGUAUCAUCAGUCGGCAAUCGCGAUCCCUUCGUCGGAGUUCGAUGUCGUGUGCGCCAUUGCCCGGGAUAGCAAUGUGCUGCUGUCGAUUGGGAUCGUCGAGAAGGAGAGAGACACAUUAUACUGUACGACCAUAUUGCUUUCGAGAAAGGGUGACCUGCUAUCCGCUCAUAGAAAGCUGAUUCCCACGGCAGCUGAAAGGCUCGUAUGGGGCCGUGGAGCAGGAGAUGGACUUCAGGUGGUCGAGACCGAUAUUGGGCGAGUUGGCGGGCUGAUAUGCUGGGAGAAUUAUAUGCCCGCAGCCAGACUUGCCCUAUACCAGCAAGGAAUCGAGGUGUACAUCGCGCCCAAUGCUGACGAUCUGCCAUCUUGGGUUGCUUCGAUGCAACAUAUUGCGAAGGAAGGACGAUGUUUUGUCAUCUCGGUGAAUCAGUUCACUAGGGUUGCCGACUUCCCUUCCGACUACCCUCCUUUCACAGCUGGCCAUCAUGAUAGACAGCCUGAUGGUAAGGCGUGGACGCCUGACGCAAUUCUCAGUCGUGGUGGUUCAUGCAUCGUCGGACCAUUGGGCACUUUUGCUGCGUCGCCCGUCUGGGACCAGGAAGCCAUCGUAUACGCAGACUUGAAGAAGGACGAUCUCGUUCAGGCACGGAUGGAUUUUGACGCUGUUGGAAGCUAUUCCAGGCCCGACAUCUUCACGUUAACUGUCAACAAGAAGCCUGGAACCAAUGUGUACUUCACUGAGUAA
Messenger RNA from Exophiala viscosa, 975 nucleotides. RefSeq names its product putative nitrilase. The transcript has 2 exons. Lineage: Eukaryota; Fungi; Ascomycota; Eurotiomycetes; Chaetothyriales; Herpotrichiellaceae. The coding region runs from base 1 to 975 and encodes 324 amino acids. Gene Ontology annotation, molecular function: catalytic activity. The record is from RefSeq and is a predicted model, not a curated record.